GGAGCUUCACCCUGGUAAGUACUAAGCCCAUCGCUUUCGAUAUCGUCUAUGUACUUUGGGCGGUGGCUGGGGAUGUCUGCGCCCCGUGUACGAAAUGUGCUCACCUGCAACUUUCUCCACGCGUCAGCAUAUCCGCAUUCGUCGCACACCCAUAAUACCAACUUUCCCGCGACACCAAAAUGGACAAGAUCAAGGAGAAACUGGAGAAGCUCCGCGUCGAAUCCGAGCAGCAUCACGGCCGUGCAGAAAAAGCCGAAAGCGAAGCUCGCGAGCUGAAGGCAGAGCUCGCAAGGCGUGAGACGGAGGUGCAGAGUCUGAACAACAAAGUUACGCUGUUGCAGGAGAACUUGGACCGGACUGAGAAGCGUGUCGAGGAGAUCAAACUCAAGAAGAACGAAGGUGACUUGGAGGAGUCGCAAGUCGAGUCGCUUCAACGGAAGGUGCAGAUGCUGGAACAGCAAUUAGAGGACAAAGACCGGGUGUGGAAGGAGGCUACUGAAAAGUCCCGCAGCUUAGAGCUGACCUCGGAACAAUCAGAACGCAAAGCAAAGCAACUAGACGCUGAAAAAACCGAGCUCGAGAAACGUCUGGACGACAUGACGCAAAAGUACAAUGUAGUGAAGCAGGAGCUCGAUUCUACCCUGAAGGGUCUGGAGGAUCUCUGAGGCCUUCGGUCUACCUCUUCGCCAUCACCCGCUUUGCAUAUAUGUAACCGAACUCAAACAAGCCGGCUCUGGAUUGGGGCCUUUCGCUUUGCUACUUUUGGGCUUCAUAGGAGACAUCUUUGCUACACACCGUCGUCUUUCCCCUUUUCUUUAUUUUUCCCUUACUUGUUCACUUGUUUGGGUGGCCUUUGAAUCAUCGCGCGGAAUGAAUAUAUAUAAUCUUUUCUAGCAGAAAC
Molecule: messenger RNA, 901 nt
Organism: Fimicolochytrium jonesii
Lineage: Eukaryota; Fungi; Chytridiomycota; Chytridiomycetes; Spizellomycetales; Powellomycetaceae
Product: tropomyosin
Exons: 4
Coding region: 180-665 (161 amino acids)
Source: RefSeq, a predicted model, not a curated record